This is a messenger RNA of Sabethes cyaneus, 6930 nucleotides long. RefSeq names its product mucin-19-like. Gene Ontology annotation, molecular function: chitin binding. Gene Ontology annotation, cellular component: extracellular region. The transcript has 6 exons. Lineage: Eukaryota; Metazoa; Arthropoda; Insecta; Diptera; Culicidae. The record is from RefSeq and is a predicted model, not a curated record. Bases 1 to 6930 code for a protein of 2309 amino acids.
AUGGCUAACCCACAUCUAAAGUGGGCGUUAGUCCUUCUCUGCACAUGGGCGUUGCUACCGGCCAAUAUCGAAGGGGCUACCGCUCGAUACGAGUGCCAAGAGGAGGGAUUUUUCGCUGACCCGGAUGACUGCAACGCCUUCCACCGAUGCGUACAGGAAGGUGACCGGCUUACAUCAUACAUGUUCCGCUGUGGACCGGGAACAGUUUUCUCCGAGAUCGAAAAUACCUGCGUCCAUCCUAGCAAUUCCGAGCGUCCGGAAUGCGGAGGCGGAAACAACGAAGUUGACGGAACUGACAGCAACGCGGAGUCCAGUGCACCAGAGGAAUCGCAAGCCCCGCAGGAAGGUUCACCGUCAGAGUCUCAGCAAUCAGUUGGUCCCGAAGCAGAACAGGAGCAAGGUGAAGAUUUGCAACCACCACCACCACCUCCAUCAGAGCCAGCUGACAACGAAAAUAACGUGAACUCCAACGGUGAUGGUAAUGGUGCUGACAAUGGAGGAUACCAUUAUGAAAAACCAGCUGAAACCGACGAUGGACAAAGCUCGUCUGGAAAUGAAGACUUGCAACCACCAGAACCGUCUGAUAACGAAAAUGAUCUAAACUCCAAUGGUGACGAUAACAGCGACGACAACGGAGGAUAUCAUUAUGAAAAGCCAGCAGGAACCAGUGACGGGCAAACGUCUCCUGGAGAUGACAACAGCUCAUCACCUUGUACCGAGGAGGGUUUCGUUGGUGAUCCUAUCGACUGUCAGAUGUUCUAUCGGUGCGUAUCAAACGGGAACGGUGGCUUCGUAACGUAUUCCUUCCGUUGUGGUGACGGCACCGUGUGGGAUGAUCGGAUUGAUGCCUGUAAUCAUGAUUAUGCUGUAGAACGCUGCACCAAGAGAGCGGAGAAUGACUACGUGGUGAAUAUGGAAUCUUUCAGUCAAACAAACGCUUCAGCAGAACAAAAUUCGUCUCAAAGCAGUGGAUCGAUGACAGAAAACGGCGUAACGACAAAUACCACUUCUUCGCAAUCGAACAGCAACAAUUCAAUGAGUAACUACCAGAAUCAGACCACAACAACUAGCGACGGAAACGGUGGCUCUUCUCAAUCUUCCUCAAGCAGUUCCAGUAGCUCAAGCAGUAGUAGUAGUAGUAGUAGUAGUUCCAGUAGCAGCAGUUCAAGCUCCUCUUCGUCUAGCAACAACCAAUCGAACAGUAACAACCAGGGUUCCUCUUCAUCAUCCAACAAUAAUCAGUCGAACAGCAACAACCAAGGCUCUUCUUCGUCAUCCAACAACAAUCAGUCUAAUGGCAACAAUCAAGGUUCUUCUUCGUCAUCCAGCAACAAUCAGUCUAAUAAUAACAAUCAAGGUUCUUCGUCAUCCAGUAAUAAUCAGUCGAACAAUAACAACCAAGGCUCCAGCAGUCAGCAAUCGAAUAAUAACAACCAGUCGAACAAUAAUAAUCAAAGCGGAAGCAGCCAGGGAUCGUCAAGCAGCAACAAUCAGUCAACCAAUAACCAGAACGGAUCGUCCAACAAUAACCAAUGGAACAAUCAGAACCAGGGCCAGAGUAGCAGCAGCAGCAGCCAGGAAUCAACCCAAAACAACCAAAACCAAGGAUCCAACAGCAACAGCCAGAACAGUAACCAGGGAUCCAACGGCAGCAAUCAGUCGAAUAACAACAACCAGUCGAACAACAACAACAACAACAAUAAUGAGAGCAGCAAUAAUCAAAAUAAUCAGAAUAACCAAAACAGUCAGAGCAGUCAGAAUAAUCAGAAUAACCAAAACAAUCAGAGUAAUCAGAACAACCAGAACAAUCAGAACAAUCAGAAUAAUCAAAGUAAUCAAAGCAAUCAGAACAAUCAAAGUAAUCAAAGCAAUCAGAACAAUCAGAAUAAUCAAAAUGGUCAAAGUAAUCAGAAUAAUCAAAAUAAUCAGAACAACCAGAAUAAUCAAAACAAUCAGAAUAAUCAAAAUAAUCAGAACAAUCAAAAUAAUCAGGGCAAUAAUAACAAUCAAAAUAACCAAAACAAUCAAGGAAGUACCAACAAUGAGAACAAUCAAGCUAACAAUAAUAAUCAAAACAACCAAGGUCAAUCCAACCAGCAAGGUCAAAAUGGAUCCUCCAACAGCCAGGCUGGACAACAAGGACCUUCAACACCGGGAGAAACAACAACCGAAUCUUCUACCACUCAGGCACCUGCUGCAUCUUCCACGGCUGCCGCGCCAUCCGGAACCGAAACGGCUGCAACAUCGUCGCCGAGUGAAUCGACUUCCACUUCUAGCACAGCGUCCGCAGAAUCCACAUCAACCACUGCCGCACCACAAUCACAAUCCACGGAAGACAACACCGAUCCGGGAGCCAACGAAGUGCAGAGUACAUCCUCUACCGCGGCAGCUAGUUCCACUUCUACGACUACGCCGGCAACCACGUCGACAGCAACUACGACAACCACCGCCAAGCCCAGCUCGACCACCGCGAGCCCUGGAGGCAGCAAUUCACCCGCUUGCACUGAUGAUGGCUUCAUGGGAGAUCCUAAUGACUGUCAGAAAUUCUAUCGCUGUGUAUCGAACGGCCAGGGUGGAUUCACCAAAUAUGAUUUCAUGUGUAGUGACAAUACGGUGUGGGACGAUAGCAUUUCCAACUGUAAUCAUGCUUGGGCAGUCGAAAAUCCCACCUGUCGGCAGGGUAUGCCGCAAGGAUCAAGUGGCAAUGGUUCUCCUGCAAGCAACAGCAACAACAAUCAAGGCCCCACUGGUCCAAACAACAAUAAUCAAGGUCCCAGCAACAAUAACCAAGGUCCAAGUGGUCCAAACAACAACAAUCAAGGUCCCAACAACAAUAACCAAGGCCCAAGUGGCCCCAACAACAAUAAUCAAGGACCCAGCGGCCCAAAUAACAAUAACCAAGGACCGAAUGGACCGAAUGGAGGUGGACAAGGACCAAGUGGUCCAGAUGGUCCAGAUGGCUCAAGUGGUCCAAACGGACCAGGUGGUCCAAAUGGCCCAGAUGGUCCAGGUGGCCCAAGUGGUCCAAAUGGUCCCGAAGGUCCAAAUGGCCCUAAUGGCCCAGGUGGCCCUGAUGGCCCAAGUGGUCCAAAUAACAACAAUCAAGGUCCCAGUAACAAUAACCAAGGCCCCAGUGGUCCAAGUAACAAUAAUCAAGGACCCAAUGGUUCAAACAAUAAUAAUCAAGGCCCGAAUGGACCGAAUGGAGGCGGACAAGGACCAAGUGGUCCAAAUGGCCCAGAUGGCCCAGGCGGUCCAGAUGGUCCAGGUGGCCCUGAUGGUCCUGGUGGCCCUGAUGGUCCAGAUGGUCCUAACGGCCCAGGGGCCCCCGACGGUCCUAAUGGUCCAGGUGGCUCUGGCGGUCCUGGAGGUCCAGGAGGUAAUGGAGAAAGUGGACCAGAAGGUUCGCAAGCGCCAAGUGGAGGAUCUACGGAAACUUCGCCGUCAGGUUCUCAACAGGAAAGCAAUUCCACAUCAACCCUACCGCCAUGUCAACAAACGACUACCACCAGCUCACCAGCAGUACCAGCGGGAAGUAAUGGAAUUUGCGAGCGAGAAGGUUUUAUGGAGCAUGAAUCCAAUUGUCGGAAAUUCUAUCGUUGUGUUGAUAAUGGAAACGGUGGUUACACGAGGUAUGAGUUCAAUUGCGGCGCUGGUACGGUAUGGGACAAUGAUAUUAUGGCUUGUAAUCACCCAGAAUCCGUACAAAACUCGAAAUGCGGUACGGGCGGCGAUGGUCGACCUGAAGGUAGCCCUCAGGGGCCCGGAAAUACUUACUUGCCACCAGAACAAUCCAGCUCCACUGAACCAAUGCCAUCCGAAUCUACUUCAUCCAGUAGCAGUGUAGGUAGUACCACUGAAUCGCCAAAAACGACAACACAAGGAGCUACAUCAAGCAGUAAACCAACAGAAAGUACGACAACUGCAGGGCAGGAAACAACUUCUGCUUCCGAAGCAGGUGCUGAAAGUACUGAGUCGCCAAAGGAAGAAACCACAGCACCUCCUGGACAGGAGUCAACUACUCAAGGACAACAGAGUACCGCUUCGAUGGUCCAAGAAACUACCACACCAUCCAAUCAAGAGCAAUCAACUACAGCUCAACCCAACCAGACUGAACGACCCGCUGGUGAAAGUUCGACCACAGCAGCUGCUGAACAAACCACAGAAGCUCAAUCAGCAAGUACUCUUUCACCCGAAGGAUGCGAAUCAGAAGGAUUCAUGCCCCAUACAGAUGACUGUCGAAAGUUCUUCCGCUGCGUUGACAAUGGCAAAGGAGGGUAUGUCAAACAUGAAUUUACAUGUGGCGAAGGAACUGCUUGGGAUCAGAAAAUUCAAGCCUGUAAUCACGAAUAUGAAGUCGAAAACUGUGGAGCUGAUCGUCCACCUGAACCUGCACCGGAACCAGAAUCACAAAGUACACAGUCUCCCCCGGAUUCCGAGAACCAAAUGACCACCACGGCUGCAUCAGAGUCCACAACACAAGAUAAAACGGAAAAAACUACGAGCUCUGCUCAGGAAUCUACCACUGUCAGUAGUACAGAGCAAUCCGAAGGAACAACGCAAGAGCCAAGUUCUCAGGAGACAACUACAAAAUCAUCUCAGGAAACUACUACCGAACCCCAAGCUACUCAACCCACAAACCAAGAAACAACUGCUGCUUCUUCUGAGACAACUACCCAAUCGCAGCCUGAAACAACUCAGCCUUCCUCAACGAACGCCACUGAAGAGACUACAACAGCUUCUUCCAGCUCAGAAACUACAACGACUUCAGCGCAGCAAACAACAACAUCCGAAAGUCAAUCCACUCAACAACCAACUGAUAGCAUGACAACAACAACCUCUCCGCAAGAUACUACUACUGCCUCUGAAUCACAAACAUCAGAUACGACACCAUCCGAAGAAAAGCAAGAAACUACUACGACCAGCCAAGAAACUACCUCCAGCCAACCUUCGCGUGGAGAGUGUACAUCGGAGGGUUUCAUGGCUGAUCCAGACGAUUGUAAAAAGUUCUAUCGUUGUGUAGACAACGGUAAGGGCGGUUACACAAAAUACGACUUCACUUGCGGAGAUGGAACCGCUUGGGAUCAACAAUUGCAGACCUGUAACCACGAAAACGUAGUUGAAAUGUGUGGCGGACAGUCAGGUAACAAUAAUCAAUCAUCCACUAGCUCUUCUACUACAUCAUCAUCAUCAUCAGAAGCUAGUACCACUACCACCUCUUCCCCCACAUCCACUAGCACCUCGAGCACGACCCCACGCAUGACCACCACUUCAUCUAGCACGGAAGCCUCUCCAUCAACAACCGCUUCAACCACAAGCAUGCCUAGUUCAUCGACCUCCAGCAUGUCGUCUUCAUCCACAUCCAUGAGCACGCAAUCAUCAACAUCAUCAUCAACCCCGGUUAACUGUACCGAGGCAGGCUAUUUUCCGAAUCCCGACGAUUGUACAAAGUUCUAUCGAUGCGUCGAUUGGGACGGCAUGGGCGAAAACUUCUCCGUAUUCCAUUUUGACUGCCCAGAAGGUACAAUCUGGGAUCCCAGUGUAAAUACGUGCAACCACGAGGACAGUGUCUCACCUCCGAGAGACUGCUCCGGCAAGUCAACAACAGCAGAGCAAUCUUCAUCCACCGAACCGAUGACUACUAGCAGCACCGAAGCUAGUGUUGAAUCUACCACUUCCUAUGUUUCAGGAGAACAAAGCUCAACCAGUAAUCCAACCACGGAGGACUCCGGUAUGGAAACAACUAGUUCAACAACUAGUCAGGAAACAACAACAUCGAGUGCUCAAGAAACCACAACAUCAAGUGCUCAGGAAACUACCACAUCAAGUGCUCCGGAAACAACAACUUCGGCGGCUCAAGAGACUACAACACAGUCUGCCCAAGAAACUACAGCGGCACAAGAAUCAACUACCUCUACUUCCGAUCAAGAUACAACCAGCCAACCAGAACAAGAAACAACGACACAACCGGCUCAAGAAACAACAACAGAAAGCUCAUCUACAACAGCGGCCGCCACCGAAGCUACUACAACUCAAGAACCAUCAGAUACGACGACGCAGUCCGGAUCGGAAGAAACUACCCAGCAAAAUACCGAGAGUACGACGCAGGCCGCACAAGAGACAACCGCACAACCAACCGAAGCGGAACCAGAAACUACGGCUCAGUCAACCUCUACUGCCAGCCAAGAAACUACCGCUCAAACGACUGAAGCUGCACAAGAGACGACUAAUGAACAAGCACAGGAAACUACGACACAGGCUUCACCCUCUACUACCGAAUCACAAACGGAACAGACAGAUAGCGGAGAAACUACAACGCAAAGCAGCCAACAGUCGACCACAACGGAACCGGAGAAAUGUCCAGAAGGUUGUCAAAGUAAAUGUCCUCCGGUUGAAGAAGGCCAGGCUAGUUUUGUCUGCCCAACCGGCUUCCGACGACAUCCACAAGACUGCAAUAUGUUCUACCAGUGUACGCAGAAACAGGACAGUUUAGACUACAGCAUUGUGGUAUUCAGUUGUCCAAAUACAACUGUUUACAAUGAGGAAGGAAUUCAGUGUAACGAGCCGGCCGACGAUGAUGAUCAGUGCCAAUCGUCCAGUAUGCGAUUCCUGCGCAGUGCUAUAGGGCCUCAAAAUAAAAUGAUGCAGCUUCGUUCUAUGAAACCGAUGUGUCCAUCAGAAGGUCACUUCGCCUUAGAGGACCAAAAAUGUAGCUCAACCUUCGUUCGAUGUUUGAGCGGCACGGGACGUAACAGCCGCCUCACCCCGAGCAUGUACCGCUGCCCGAAAGGAUACGUAUACUGGAACGUUAGCCGCCGGUGUGAACGAGUAGCCAAAAUCCCGGAAUGUCAAAAUACUCCGAUGCAAGAGCGAUCCGAGCUGCCGGUAGAGUGGAUCAACCUUGGUAACCGCCGUCGCAGCCUGUUUUGA